Messenger RNA from Helianthus annuus (common sunflower), 2329 nucleotides. RefSeq names its product zinc finger CCCH domain-containing protein 17. The record is from RefSeq and is a predicted model, not a curated record. Gene Ontology annotation, molecular function: metal ion binding. NCBI's taxonomy places the organism in Eukaryota, Viridiplantae, Streptophyta, Magnoliopsida, Asterales, Asteraceae. Bases 290 to 2152 code for a protein of 620 amino acids. The transcript is spliced from 3 exons.
CAACAUCAACAUACCGGGUCAGGGUCCGGGUCUCAUGCACCCUCUCCCCUUAAAAAAGCCAAUCGAGCCUACUCAUUAUUCCCCCCUUCAGGGCUUCACAUUCUCUCAACCCACGCCUCGAUUUCAAUUUCAAUUUCAUCCUCUACAAACCCCUAUUCACAAAUAUUAUUUUAUUAUUCAAUACAAUAUACAAUGUCAUUUUACAACAAUUAGAUCAUUCCUGUUUCAUAUUCUGUAUUCAUACCUUCAACGUUCCUGUUAAGCCGCUCCACAAACCCUAGAUCCAACAAUGGUUGGUGCUGGUGUUCACGAUCAACAACAAUUGACGGAGGAAGAAGAGUUCUUGAAAAGGAAUACUGAUUGUGUUUACUUUCUUGCGUCUCCUUUAACCUGCAAAAAGGGAAGUGAGUGCGAGUAUCGUCAUAGUGACAUUGCACGGGUCAACCCUCGGGAUUGCUGGUACUGGCUAAACGGAAAUUGCUUAAAUCCCAAAUGUGCUUUCCGUCAUCCUCCUCUCGAUGGAUUAUUGGGAGCUGAAGUUCCCACCCCUGUGGGACCCGCUGUACCUCAGGCUCCAGUAAAACAAGGUGUUGCAUGCAUAUUCUUUCAGAAAGGUUUUUGUUUAAAAGGACAUCUAUGCCCUUUUUGGCACGGACUGUCAAACAUCGUUAACACAGCACAUCCUGUGCCAUCUAAUCCUGUUACCAAGUCUUCUAACGUGUCUUCCGUGGGCCCGGAGAAAACCGUUCAACAACAAAAGUUCACUCAACAGGAAAACGUACAAAAGGCUCCCGAGUUACCACCUCAGCGGAAACAAGUGCCCAGAGUGCAACUAAGAAACGGCGGUGGUGUUGGCGUUACUGUUACGGAGAAAAAAGUAGCACAGCAGCUUAAGGAGACUCCUAAGUUCAUACCAGCCAAUGUUGUCACGCCACCUGUCGUGAAUGAAUUACCGCCCAACAGGUCUAACCAUAGUGUUUACGAGGCUAAUAAUGUUUCAGAUAACGAGGGUAUAAAUGGAAAGGAAGUUGACGAAUUUUCAAGAGAGCCUACCCCUGGUUUUGAUGUUCUUGUGGACACCGAGCUUGGAGAUUCCGAAUAUUAUCCUAAUGAAGAACAGUUUGGAAGGUCUAGAGGUCAUGAUUAUGAUAUGGGUCGGUCUGUUGACUAUGAUGUUGACCACGAUAAACGUGAUUUUGACCACUAUAACAAUGAAGGGUAUGCAUGGGAAGACUGUAGAGAAAGUUCUGGUUUUGGAAGGACGCGGUAUCCUAGAGAUGAAAGCCCGGAUCAGUUUGACCGGUCAGACUUACGCCACCGAUUAUCAAAGCAAAGAAGGGAUAAUAACGUUGGCGGUCUAAGGUCAGUUAUCAGCCGUGAACAUCCUCGUGAUAACCAUACUGACAGGAUACUGAGGGAAGCCCGCUACGAUCAGCGCCAUGACCGUCGCUUGGAUUCCGGUCCCCUUAGUAGUCGGCUUCGAGGUAGAAUAAAGAUUCCGGGAAGGGCUACGUCACCUGGCUAUGAACAUGGCUCAAGGGUAGAAAGGGAAAUUGACAUGGGAAGGCAACGACGUAACGAUCGUGUAUCAUCAAACAAUGGCAGGUUUAGAGAUAGAAUACGCGGCAGAUCAAAUGAUGAUUUCAAUGAGGGAAGCGAUUAUAGGGGUUAUCGUGGUAACGACCGUGAAUUUACUAGAUCUAAACGAUGGUCAGAUUUAAAAAGUCAGCAAAUAGAUGAUGGUCAAACUCUGGGGAAGAGGAAACACCCAAGAACAGAAAGUCAACAAUUUGAAGGGCCGAAGUCUCUUAGUGAGAUUCUGAAGCGGAAACGAGAAUCUGUCAUUUCUUCUGUGAAUAAUGAAGUUAAUAACUCCAAUGAAUAUGAUGAAAAUAACCAAAAGAAAAAAGACAACCCAAAGUCAACAGACGGUCAAGCUUCUUUGAAUAUUGAAGUGAGCGAUGUAGCGAAUAAAGUGGGGUCCAUUGAUGAGGAUGCAAUGCUGGAUCAGGAGCUUGAAGCGUAUGAUCACAGGGAUGGAGACUAUGAUUAUGAGCAAAUCGAUGGGGAAGAUUACAACUUAGAAGAAGGUGAAGAAUACACGGAGGAAGGAGAUGAGACAGGAAAGAAAGAGAGUGAAGUGUACUCUUAGAUCUAAAGCUUUUGAGGUUUGUUUUAAAUGUUUGUUGGUGUUCUGAUUCAAAGCAAAACAUUCUGAUUGUAGUUAUUUUUGUAGAAGUAGCGAGAUAAGUUUUGCCUGAGGUUUUUAGUUUGUAUCUAUUUUGCAUGUUUUCCGCUAAAAUCUCAAUAUGAUUAUUAUUUGAUUCAA